Bolinopsis microptera is the source of this 1754-nucleotide messenger RNA. RefSeq names its product uridine diphosphate glucose pyrophosphatase NUDT22-like. Gene Ontology annotation, molecular function: GDP-mannose hydrolase activity. The transcript has a single exon. The record is from RefSeq and is a predicted model, not a curated record. Bases 11 to 994 code for a protein of 327 amino acids. NCBI's taxonomy places the organism in Eukaryota, Metazoa, Ctenophora, Tentaculata, Lobata, Bolinopsidae.
UAGCUUAGUGAUGGAGCUAGCUACAAACCACCACGUUUACUUUCCCAGACCGCUCUCUCGUCACCAGUUAAAAGUAACCCAGAAAUCUCACUUUAACCGGCGCAGGGCAUCUGCAGAUCUUGAAGAACGAGCUGGUAUAGUUUGGGAUAAAAGAGUUAAAGAAAACCCUCAUCUGUUCAAUGGGACGAAGUUUCGUUUUGCCGGACUAUCAGUGACGUCAGGUGAGGUAGUGACACGUAAGGAUCGUAAAGUAAACUUUGUACUUCCAGAUCGCACGUCAGGAUGUGAUGUCGAACUGAAGACCGGUUUCAGCAACUACAAAGAUUACACCUCCACCAACAUGAGCGCUCUGGCCGAGGAGUUUAAAAAGCACGGCAUGGACAAGUACAGUGAUCCCCAAGCUUGUAUGGCGGACAUCAUCGGUCACAGCGCACUGCUCAUCACUUCCGACAACUUUGUUGUCAUCCAGCUCAGAUCUCAGACAGUGGGCGAGGGUGCAGGUAUGUGGCACUUCCCUGGGGGGCACCCCGAACCGGAGGAGUUGGGAAUAUCUUGCAGUGAAGACAUGGCUGAAACGGAGCCCGGCAAGAUCGUCGACGAGAUUUAUGAUAGUCUGUUGAGAGAGAUGAAGGAAGAACUGAACCUAUCUGAGGAGGACUUGAGUGACCCAAUGUUGGUGGCGGUCGGUAAAGACAAGGAAUCAUACUACAAACCUGAGUUCAACUUCAUGCUACAUUCACGUCUGACUGCACAGCAGGUUUCAGAAAAAUAUUUUGCAGAGGAUUUCUCGGAUUGGGAAUCAGAUGACAUUGGAUUUUUGGAUGUCAGGCAGCUUGAUCUGACCGAUAAACAGUGUGUCAAUUUGUUCAAGUUUAAAAGUGAUGAACCUGAGGUUGUUACCGUGAAUGUUGAACAAAUUGCUAACAGCUCACUUCAAUUCUUGGAAAACUUGCAUACUGCUAUUAGUUAUAAUCCAAAACUUUUCAGUGUCUAGACCAAUUUUAUCAUGAAACCAUAUUAUUUAUAACUAUUACUCAUAGACUUAUCUGAUAUGAGAGAUUAGCCAGAAAUUUACAGUUUAUGCCACAUAGUUUUAUAUUUAGUCUUAGAAAUUGUUUUGUGAUGGAAUCACGAAAAAAGUCACGUUUGUUAGAGCCAUGAAAUAACAACAAAUAGGUAUUUUAUUGUCGGCAUAUUGAGAAAAUGUAUACCUUUUCGCGUUGAGUUGACAAUUUUCACCGGCGUGUACAUCUCGCUAGGCAAUAUAUAUAAAUAUGCAGUAUGCACCCCAACUUUAAAACUUCAACAGCCAUUUGAUGACCGAAGUAUGGAUUUUUCGUCAAUUUGUGAAGACUUUGAAGAAUCAUGUUCGGCCUGAACUGAACACUGCGAAUUUUUGCGCUUCUAAUUUCAGAAUUUAUCGGUUAUAUUCGAUCAUUUCUCUGCAGCACCUUCGGUUCCCAGAUUAAGUUUCGUGUAUGUGUUGAACAUUGGCUUAAGUUAUUAGUGUGCGUAUUAAGACAUUAUGUUAAGACACAUAAUUUAUAUUUUAGCCGAGAUUAUCACGAUGAUCUGAACGAUUUACUUCUUUAAUUUGUAUUACAUAAGUUACACGGUUUAAACUGCCAUUUUUUUGUUUAAUGGUUGUCAUCGCGACCUGAAUUGAUUUAGCAGAAAUGUUCUUCACGUAAUUUUUAUCUGACUAGGAUUUUAACUAUAUAAAAAUGUAAUGUACCUCUUCUGUUAUUUUUCUU